Messenger RNA from Trematomus bernacchii (emerald rockcod), 557 nucleotides. Its product is annotated as E3 ubiquitin-protein ligase TRIM39-like. NCBI's taxonomy places the organism in Eukaryota, Metazoa, Chordata, Actinopteri, Perciformes, Nototheniidae. The record is from RefSeq and is a predicted model, not a curated record.
UAAGGCCGGUUUCCACGUGACUCUGACGUGUUUUUACUCUCUGGAUUUCUGAGGGUGUGAAGCUUUAUAUAUACAGUCUAUGGUGUGAAGGCGUCCUCAGAUCAGAUGCAGGCAGACUCAGGACUGAAGAGGAAGAAAUGAGCAGAGUUUCCUUCUCACCUGAAGAGAGUCUGGAGAAAAGAUGGAGACACCUAGAGAUGCCCUAUUAACAAUUUUAGAAAGUUUGGGGGGAAAGGAAUUCAAAAAAUUCAAGUGGUGCCUGGAGGAUAAGGUCCUAGAACUCCCAGGAAUCCCAAAGAGUGAACUAGAGGAAGCAGACCGGAUUGACACAGUGCAACUGAUGCUUCAGCACUACGGCACAAACACCAUUAAAGUGACCAGAGACGUUUUGAAGAAGAUCCCGAGGAAUGAUCUAUUUGAGGCAUUAUCAGAAUCCUCAUCAGACCCUAAAGGAGAGAAGCUGCUUUCUGCUGGACGGGAGGAUCCACUCUGCAGUCUGGAGACACUCAGGCUGGACCAUGGUGGAGAGCAGAGGUUCAGAGCAGGUCUGAGGAAGU